GCCACCUUAGUUUGAAGAGGUAUUCAUACUGCUAAUUCUUGCUUACAGGACAUGAAAGCACGCAUAGAGGAUGGCAUCGUGUACUCACCUUAUCCGUACAUUCCACUCACAAAAGAUGGGACGCUCUACGGUUUUCUCAUGGAAGCGCUAACAGCUCAUGGAUCAAAGACGGCUUUGAUAUGUGGACAAGACAAGGUGACUUACAUCAACCUGCGAGACAAGUUGCGCUGCUGCGCGUCGGGAUUCCGUCGCCAAGGGAUUGGAAAAGGCGACCGGGUCUACGUGCACUUCGGCAACUCCAUCGAAAACUUUGUUGCUCUGUGCAGCAUACCGCUCACAGGAGCCUCUCUUGUCACAUCGGACAUCAUGUGGCGAGAAGAUGACAUUGGGGACAAAAUAGAGAGGUCUGGCGCCACUCAUGUUCUCACUGAUGCAAGUCAUGCCGAAAUGUUCGCUCGAAUUAUUACCAGCAGCAAUAUCAAGAAGGCAUUUUUAGUUGGUGAGAAACGACCUGGAUUCAACAGCGUCUCAGAAAUAAUCGAAAAUGAGGAAUUACUACCCCACGAAAGCGAGUUUGAAACAGGUGGCUGCACUUUUGUGAAGUGGACCACGGGCACAACGGGUGCACCCAAAGGCGCCGAGUAUAGUGAAGAGCGCCUUCUGCGUCAUAUUGUGGGUCUUGCCUCCGGUGAACUGUUUUCCUCGAAUGACAUCUGGCUGGGUGACUGCGCCAUCUGCUAUCUCACGAUGGUCUACUUAUGGCUUGCGGCGCUGCACCGGGGAUGCACCAUUGUGGUCAGCAAGACGUGCCACGCUGUACCUCUUGACGUCUUCGACGUCAUAAAGGAUUGUGAGGCAGUGACUAUUAUUACCAUCUCUUCAAGGAUAAGAAGGAUACUGGAUUUUAUGAAAACCACAAAGGACUGGGACAAAGUUUUGAGAAGAACGCUUCGAAGGAUUGUGCUUGUCGCAUCUACACCACCGCCAGGACUGGCGGAAGAGCUGAUUAAUACUUUCCAGUUGGCAGAACUUCGCAAUAUAUACGGCAUGACCGAAGCUGGAGGAUGCAUGACUCUUCCUCCGAAAGGAGAAUUGUCCUGCGAGAACGUCGGUUUCCCAAUAGCUGGCGCCAGGAUGAAGAUAAUCGACACAGAAAGCAACAAGGUACUAGGACCUAUGCAGUGUGGAGAGGUGCUCUUCGAUACACCAUGCGCUGCAAUCAGAUACUGCGGACAUGAUGAAGCUGAGGCUACCAUCACGGAUGAGCAAGGAUGGAUACAUACGGGUGACCUCGGUUAUUACGACCACGACGGUAGACUGUUUUUGUGCGGUCGUCUGAAGACAAUGAUGGUGUGCCAGAGAAGGAAGGUGUCCCCAGUUAAUAUAGAACACUGCCUAAUAGAACAUCCAGCCGUGGAAGAGGCAGCCGUGGUAGGCGUAUCCGCUCCGGAUGGUGACCAGUUCCCGGCCGCCGUGGUCGUUGCGAAGCGCGGACAUAACCGAGACCAGCAACUCGCCGAUGAAUUGAAGCGUCACGUGGCUGAACGAAACAACUCCUCCAUGCAUCUGCAUGGUGGAGUCUACUUCAUCGAUGCACUGCCGAAGAACACCCUGGGAAAAGCAAGGUCAGCCUUAAUACUUGAGCUAGUCGGAAUGCUGCGCAGAAUGGACAGCGCUGAUGAAACCGUCUGCGGCGAUUUGAUCUACUAGACAAGCUUUGGUUUUGGAAGCAACUGCAGGACAUUUCCCCUGCCACGUCGCGCCCUCCUGGAUUUUUGUAUAUUGUAAGGCGACGUUUAGACCACAAGCCACUUCAUUUUAUUCGCCGAGACUGAGCCGCACAACCCACGUCAGCGUGGUGAUGAUGAGUAUGUACAAAUGAGUAGAUGGAAUACAUAAAUAGUGUUCACACUACUUUUCCCCCUCUGUGCACGAGCGGCUGGCUUGGCAGCGCCUUAAACGAAAACGGGAUGUCGAACAAAUGACUUCAUACGCAAAACGUGAACAAUCUCCGAACCACUGCAGCGGCGGUCCUACGAACGCUUGGUGGGAGUGACGCGAUGAUUAACUGGAGAUGUUCGUUCACAGGCUAUAUAGGGGCCAAUAAACCAUCACUAAUUUUUUUCGCAUUCCUGGAGUACGAGUGGGCGUCCAAAACAACACUUCAUCCCUAGAACUGAAAAAAAAAACAUCGCGAAUAGAGCUUUCGUAGCAUUGUUUUUAAUCUUGUUGACUAGCUUCUGAGUUUAGGCGAGCACGUUGCCGGCAUUGGUCAAGUCUGGAGAUGAACUGCUCGAAUAGGGUUGCCGAAGCGUCAGCGGCAAUAUUCAGGAAACAGACGUUGCUGAUGAACGACGGUGGACAUCCGUAAACGAGAUAGAAAGGAAAUUAGCCAGUAGUUCGUUGUACAGCGGUGUUGUGGGCAAACGUUACAAAAGGCAAAAUUGUAUCUUAGUUGUUGUAGUGGGAUCCGAUAUACAUUGAUAACAUGUCUGUUAAUGUGUGAUAAGAUCUCUCGUUCAACUCAUUUGCUUGAGGGUGAAGGCUGACGCCGUCUUGUGCACUGUGCCAGAUGUCCUCAGUAAGUCUUCAAUGACAGAGGAGAGGAAACUUUUCCUGUGAUCACUCAACAGGACACGAUGUGCACCAUGACUUAAUACAAUGGCUUUGAGAAAGAAAUCGGUGACGUCUGAAUCAGAACUUGUAGGUCAGAGGAGCUGUCUCUGCAUAUCGUGUCAGGUGAUCGACGGCUGUCAUGUUGACCUGCUGGCAUGAUGGUGAGAGGUCCGACUAGGUCUAUCCCAAUGGUGGCGAACGGUGCAUCCGGACACAGAAUCUGUUGCACUGGGCCAGCUGGACAUGAAGUUGGUCGCUUCCGUCGUUUACACACAGGACAAGAUGCAACGUACUUCACCACAAAAGUAGAGAGGCCAGACCAGAAGAAACAUUGCUAGGCAUGGCUGUGAGUUCUGUUGAAUCCUAAGUGACCUGCAAAUGGGACGUCGUGAAAAACUUCGAGUACUUGUUAACGUAAAGAACGGGGAAUAACUAGAACCCACUGGUGUACAUCAGUAUUGUAGACGUAAAUGGUGUAGCAAAUCGUUGUCAAUCUUCAACUGUCGUAGUUGUCGUCGUGAUCUGGCAUUGAGAGUGGUUGAUCUGACACUUAGGUGUUCGAUAAUGCACUUUCAGUAUGGAUAAUCACGCUGGCUGGAGGCGAACUGGGGUACUGAUUUGAAACCUGCGUGUCAGCAGCAGGCAGUUGGGAUAAUGUAUGGGAUCAUGCAUCGUCGGGUUCCUGGGGUGAGCAUGGACGAAAUGGUCUCGACAGCGAUAGUGGCUGAGGGCAGCGAGAAAAAGUGUCCGCAUCUUGGUGGUUUUUGCGAGCUUUGGAAGCGAUGUAGAAAUUGUACUCUUGCAGGCGGAGCACUCAACACCCAGUUGACCAGGCAAGCUUUUCAGUGAAGAUAGCCAACUUAAGGCGUGAUUAUCUGUAAUGACUGUGAAGUGGCGUUUGUAAAGAAAUAGCCGAAAUUUUAUAUGGCACAGACAAUAGCAAGGCAUCCCCGCUCAAUGACGAAGUAGUUCUGCUCGGCGACCGUUCGAGCACGACUGGCCUAAGCAACAACGCUCUCUCUCUCGGUAAGUGGUGUCCCGCUGUAAAAGAACUGCUCCGAUCCCCUGGCCGCUAGCAUCGGUGUGUAAACAAGUAGGUGCGUUCUCGUCGAAAUGAGAUAGGACGGGGUCGUACGUUAGGGCACGCUUGAGAGCUUGAAAAGCACGCUCGCAGUCGUUGGUGCACGUGAAGGCAGAUCUUGAUGUGCGGAGCUUGUGUUUGGGGCGAGGCGACUUUAGCAAAAUGGCUGAUGAAGCGUGUGAAAGUAGGACGCCUGACCCAAAAAACUACAUAGGUGUUUCUGAGUUACAGGGCGAGGGAAGCUCAUCACGGCAGAAAUCUUGUCAGAAUCUGGACGAAUGCCGUCUUUGCUGACAAGAUGGCUUAACAACUUGAUGUUUUGUUGUUUUUUUUGGCAAAAUUACAUUUCUUCGCGUUUAGCUUAAGUUCAACGUUGGAAAGGCACGACAAAGCAUCGUACAGUUGCUCAAGAUGUUGACAAAAAUCAGUAAAAAGUAUGACGAUGUCAUCUAGAUAGCAGAUACGCGUCUUACACUUGAGGCCUUAAAGAACUCUGUCCAUCAUGCGUUAAAACGUGGCAGGAGCAUUACAUAAGUCGAAAAGCAUGACGAUGAACUCAUACAGCCUGCCUGGUGCUGCCAAAGUCGUUUCAUUUAUCUGCGCUUCAUGCAUAGGUAUUUGCCAAUACCCAGAUCGGAGGUCCAGGCUGAAGAAAAAUUGAGCGCCUUGCAAAGAGUCAACUGCGUCGUCUAUGCGUGGCAUCGGGUACACGUCUUUGCGCUUAGUCUUGUUAAGUGCUCGAUGAUCUACGCAGAAUCGCACAGAACCGUCUUUCUUCCGAGCCAAAGCUACAGGUGAUGGCCAAGAGCUGUACGAUAGCCUGGUGACGUCUCGCUUGAGCAUGCGGGCAACAUUAUCUUCGAUGAUUUCUCGCUCAGCUAAAGACAAACGAUAGGGGCGGCGGUGCACCAGUGAAUUACCUUCAGCUUCAAUACGAUGCACAGCGACGGUAGUGUGGCCCAAGACCUUCGAAUGGACAUCAAAUGAAGCGGUGUGCUUUUCCAGUAGAUAUGGAAGCUCUUCUUUUUGCGCUGCCAUGCGAUCGGGAUUGAUGGUGGCCGUUAAUGCUGUCAUUGUAACACCGUCAUCGGCACUGGUAGCUAAAUGUAUGGUAGUUGCGCGUAGAGAGGCACUAGAGAAAGGGGUUUGUUGUCGGUAAAGCAAGUCACAGCGGUGUCCUGCGGAAGCACAACAGGUGAAGCAGUAGGGUUAACAGCUGUGACAAAUGCGCUACCUUCGUGAAACCGCACCAGGAUAGGAGCAAUGGUGAGCCGCCAGAGAUAUAAAGUCCAUACAGAGCAAGAAGCGCAUACCCAUUAACGAUGGUAUAUGACAUCAGCACCAGAAUAUGCUCAUAGCCUGGAGUAAUGGAGCAAUCAGCUGCCGUGACAAAGCGCAAGUUAUGGGCAUCGACAUCAGAAGAAAGUGCAGUGUAUGCCAAGUGAAUAACUCUCUGACGACAAAAUAUUCCCACUGAAGCUGAGGAGAGAAAGUACCAAUCCGAAAUGAGUGUUAGUACAGAAGGACAGCACGAGAAACUGUAUGUGAUGUAGAAUGCCCUGAAUAAAAGCUGGCACUGUGCAAACGCCGGAGGGCUGAACGAAAAAAAAUUGGGGGAC
This is a messenger RNA of Rhipicephalus microplus (southern cattle tick), 5316 nucleotides long. RefSeq lists its product as uncharacterized. Lineage: Eukaryota; Metazoa; Arthropoda; Arachnida; Ixodida; Ixodidae. The record is from RefSeq and is a predicted model, not a curated record. Gene Ontology annotation, molecular function: CoA-ligase activity.